UCAUACGUACACCAACAGGUCUGAUGUCUGAUUGUGUCUGAUCCUGAUUGAUCCUGAUCAGUGCUGCGGCUACUUUGUGCAAAAAUCUUAAUACAUAUUAAAUCAGUAAUGGAGGCAAUACUAUCAAAGUUGCUUGUAGCUGAUAAUGCGACGAUACAACAGGGUACUGCAGAACUUAGAGAAGCUUUCAAGAAACCAGAGAGUACACCAGCAUUGUGUCAGUUGAUCGUAUCAUCACCAAGUGCUGAGAUACGACAAUGUGCAGCUGUAUUGCUUAGGAAACGUUAUGGCAAAAAAGAACAUUGGUUAAAAUUACCUCAACCAAUACGCAGGGAUUUUAAAACAGUGAUUUUACAGGCAUUAGUUAAUGAACCAGAGAAGUUUGUUAAAAAUGCUAUUGCACAGUUAAUAGGUGUGGUUGUAAAACAUGAAUUACCUAAAAAUGAUUGGCCAGAGGUUUUACAGUUCACUCAACAAUUAAUUACUAGUGACAAUUUAGCUGAUAAAGAGUUAGGAACCUAUACUUUGUCAAUUAUGACAGAGGUUGCACCUGAGGCGUAUCAAACACAUGCUGGAUCAAUUGCAGCUCUUCUGGGCCAAACAUUGAACAGUUUACAAGAUUUAGGAAACCCAGUUGCAUAUUAUGUAUUACGAAUAAUGCAAAACCUUGUUCCUUUAGUUGAAAAUAAUCGUAUUAUGGUGAAUGCUUAUCAACAAAUGAUGCCCCAAGUAAUGGCCACAAUUCAAGCUCUUACCUCUACACACGAAGACAAAGCUAUUGAAUGUUUUGAAUUAAUAGAUGAACUAUGUGAAAAUGCAAAUUCUGUAAUAGCACCUCAUAUUAAACUCCUUGUCAGUAUGUGCCUUGCUAUUGCUGGUAACAAGUCAUUAGAUAAUGCCCUUAGAGUUAAAGCAGUUAUUGCUAUUGGCUGGCUAGCAAGGACAAAGAAAAAAGCCAUAAUAAAACAUAAACUUGUGGAGCCUAUUGUAGAUAUGUUGUUCAAUCUUAUGUCGACACGAUCGGAAGACGAUGAGGAUGAGGUUUACUUUACUGAUAACGAAGACAAUACACCAGUAACUUGUGCUACUCAAGUUUUGGAUUUACUUGCGCUUCAUUUACCGCCGGAAAAAUUAAUUCCUCAAUUGCUACGAUACAUUGAACCUAGUCUACAGGGAACUGAUGUAUAUGCGAAGAAAGCAUCAUAUUUAGCAAUGGCUUUAUUAGCAGAGGGAUGCUCAGAAUACAUCCGCUCUAAAUACCUUGAAUCUUUCCUGCGUUGCACUUGUCAAGGAAUUACCGAUUCUGUUCCCGUUGUCCGUAAUGCUGCUCUCUUUGCUCUCGGUCAGUUUUCUGAACAUUUGCAGCCAGACAUUUCUAAGUAUUCCUCAGAGCUAUUGCCUGUAUUAUUUGAAUAUCUCGGACAAAUAUGUGCUCAUAUUAAACAAGAGAAGAAAGCGCCACCAUCUGUCGACCGCAUGUUUUAUGCGUUGGAUAUGUUUUGUGAAAAUUUGAACGAAAGAAUUUUACCGUAUUUAUCAACACUGAUGGAUAGACUUUUAGAAAUUCUGAGCACCGAUACUCCGGUUCACGUUAGAGAACUUUCACUGAGCGCUAUCGGUUCAGCAGCCCUAGCCAGUAAAGAGCACAUGUUGCCAUACUUUGAAAGGGUCGUUUCCAUUUUGAAUAGUUAUCUUUCAGAAAAACAAACAGAGGAAACCAUGUGUCUUCAAAUACCAGCAGUUGAUACCCUCGGAGUUCUUGCGAGAACAAUCGGUGACGAGAAUUUUGCACCUCUGGCUGGUAGAUCUCUCAAUUUUGGAAUUAGCCUUCUAAAAGAAACGCAAGAUCCAGAUUUAAGAAAAUCCAUCUACGGUUUAUUUGCGUCGAUUAGUACUGUAAUGAAGAAAGAAAUGGCAUCCGCGUUGCCGGAAAUUAUUGAAAAUAUGAUAUUAAGUAUACAGAGUUCGGAAGGCAUAGUGCCUCACUAUAAAGACGACGAGAGUUCAGCUCUUCCGGUUUACGAGGAUCUUAUUGAAAGUGAAAACGAAAGUGAGGAAGAUAUUGAACACACCGAUAAUGAAGACGAUAACGAUGAUGUAGCAGGUUACAGUGUUGAAAAUGCAUACAUCGAUGAGAAGGAGGAAGCGAUUUUAGCUUUGAAAGAAAUUGCUGAAAAUACGGCAGAAGCUUUCCUGCCAUAUCUCGAGACGUCUUUCGAGGAAACGUUCAAAUUAAUUAAUUACCCUCAAGAAGAUAUUCGUAAAGCUGCCAUUGACGGUCUAUUACAAUUUUGUAUUAACUUCUCGAAAAUUAAUACCAACGAAGGAAAGGAAGCAUUAUUAAAAGCUCUCUCUGUGUAUAUACCAAAAUUGUCAGAAUUAAUACGACUAGAUGAUGAACGAAGUGUUGCGAUUAGUGGUUUGGAUGCUUGCACCGAACUGUUAAAGGAAAUAAAAGCAGAUGUUUUUGCUGGACCGGGACACAAAGAAGCUAUAAUGAAUUGUAUUCUGGAUGUUAUGCUAGGCAAAACACAGUGUCAGGAUCAAGAGGACGUAGACGAAGAUGAGACCGAAGCUGAACAAGAUAAAUUAUUAGUUGAAUGUGCGGGCGAUGUAUUGGUCAAUUUAGGAAAAAUAACCUCUCCGGAAGAGUUCUCGCUUUUCUUCCAAAGAGUGCAGCCAAAACUUUUAGAGAGACUGAAAAAGAAUAAAUCAGAAGCGCAGAGAUCUUUCGCGGUGGGAACCAUUGCCGAAUGUUUCGUAGGAUUGAAACACACUGCUCCAGUAAAUCAACUCCUUCCUAUACUAUUAAGACUCGCCGACGAUCCCAGCGACGAAGUUCGUAACAACGCGAUUUAUGGAAUCGGCGAACUCGCGUUCCAAGCUAAAGAUGCUGUUUUUCCACAUUAUACCGAUAUUUUGUCAGUCCUCUCCAAUGCGCUUGGCAAAGAAACUCACGCUGGUGCUCGUGAUAAUAUUGUCGGCGCGAUCGCGCGACUUAUCAUUACCAAUUAUUGGAAUCUGCCUUUAGACCAAGUAUUCCCAGUUUUUGUGAAGCAACUGCCGUUAAAGGAGGAUUUCGAGGAGAACAAGGUAGUCUUUGGGAGCAUAUUGACGUUGUAUCAAGCCGGCCAUUCCAUUUUGAAACCGCACAUGCAAAUGUUACUAAAGGUGGCGGUAAAUGUAUUAUACGAGGAAAGCGCCACCGAUGACGAGGCGAAGAAUUUAGUCCUAGAAUUCAUCAAAUCAGCCCAACGAGACUUUCCGAAUGAAUGGAGUUCCAUGUACGCCGAGCUCCCGAUAGAAAUCACGACAAAAGUUCAACAAACAUUUUCCUAGGCUUUGUCGCGGCUUAAAAUAACGAUCGUUAAUUGUUCCGAAUUAGAUGAGACAUCCAGACUGAUACGUGAAAAUAUUUCUUGUUGCGAAGAUGUAUCUCACUUUGUCUAUUAAGUUAUACGCAACGUACUGGGCUUUCCACGUCAGUUGAGCUAGAUCGCAAUCUCUUAUAUGUAUAUACAUAUAUAUUCUCUAUUUAAUAUUGAUCACGAAUUCAUAACAUCAAAUCUUCAAUAAGUGCAAUUAGUUAAAUAAACAAUGAAAUGGAACGUAAUACUUUGAAUCUUUUAGUCGUAAACCGUAGGUAAUAAGGUUUCUCGCUACAGAAGUAUGCAUUUCUUAUAUGUGUAUAGAGAUAUAUACAUGUAUAUACACUGAUUAAGCUGUUGAUACAUAUUGAAUUCUAGUCUACGAUUGGUUUUUUCUUUUCCAUUUUCUUUCCCCCAUUUCCAUUUUUGGAAGAACGCUUGAAUACUCAUUGUGUAAUUAAAUUGUUUGAACCAACGUAAUUGGUUACGUUAAAUUAUUCGUAAUAAAUCACGUAGAACGAUAAUUUCUGUAAUACUAAUGAUUGCACACGCCUUCACAAUAAGGCUCGAAAUAUAUCGUUAUUUAAAUGGCAGACAACCCAGUGGCCUGUCCCGUGUUUGUUUGUAAUUAAAACUGCUCGGCGUAUUAUGGAGCUUCUUACGUAUGCAUUGAACAUAAAAUGUACUAUUUGAAGAAAUAAAAGUGUUGCACUAUUAUCCCUUUUAUAAAA
Molecule: messenger RNA, 4099 nt
Organism: Megalopta genalis
Lineage: Eukaryota; Metazoa; Arthropoda; Insecta; Hymenoptera; Halictidae
Product: importin-4
Biological process (GO): protein import into nucleus
Molecular function (GO): small GTPase binding
Source: RefSeq, a predicted model, not a curated record